UGGUUACCGUCGCCCAUGGACUUCAGCAAUACCAGGGGCAGAGCCAAGCCGCUGCAGGGUCCGAAAUCAGUAUACCAUGUACUAUUUAUUAUUUUAGGAAAAAAAUAAAAAAAUAGUUGUUUUAUUGCAGUAAAACGAACAACAACAAAACAAAAAAGAAAUUUUCUUAUAUAGAUCCAAAAACAGCAAACAAAACAUGAGGAAAUCGCCUGAAUUUCGCUCACAACUGUGGACGAGAGGCGGGGCCUAUGAGAAUAGAACCAACUAAAACCGCCCAUCGCUCAACAACGCGUGUCCGAGCCUCAGAUAAGAUAGGAUUCAAACGUGUUAUUCAGCGUCCCGACCACGACGUGUGGACAAUGGACACCACCAUUCAAGACAUUGGAGAUUGUCAGUUCAGUUAAAGACGAAAACUCUCCGAAAAUUCCAGAAAUAUACGAAACCGGAGUCAAUAGUCCUGAAAGAAGUAUAGCGGUUGACAUACCAACCCCACCUAAGAACGUAGACAUGGACAGCUCGAGUAAAAGGAGCCGUUUGGCUAUGUCUGAUGACCUUAAUGAUGUAGAUUUAAGAAUGAAUGCCUCAUUUGUACCCUUACUAGAUCGAAUAACAGCACAUGUUGCUGUAAAGGAAACGAAUCAGAAACAAAAUCAUCCCGAAUUUCUGGAUCGGCAAAGUGAGAGAAUGUACGUCGAAUUGUUAGAAACAAUAAGUGAUACGUUUGAUAGAAUUCCAAAGAAUUUGCUAGAAAUAAUUCCUGGUUAUGAUAGUAAAAUACACGACAAGAUGAAACGGAGCAGAAUAGAAAUUAAAAAAUAUUGUAAUAAUUUUGAGAAUAAAUCUAGUUGCUCCAUAGAUAAAUUACAUCCAACAGAGAGGGAUCAUAGUCAUAGUUUGAUACAGAAUUCAACCCCGCCUUUAGAACAAAACCCUGGGACCAGUAAUAUGAUACAUUCAGAUGUUAAAAAAGUCACCACUUCAAAUGAAUCACCGUCUAUUAUGUCUGUAACCAAUGAUUCGACGAUGGAUAAAAGCUUAGAUCAAUCAGACACGAAUGUCAAGAAGAAAGGCAAAUUUGUAUACAAAUCCCCAUUAAAUCAUAGUUCGCCGGAUUGUAAAGCUUCGUCGAGUACAGCGGAGAGACUUAAAAGCAUCAUGGAGACUCUGAAGCGCGUCCCACCUAAGGUCGCGUCCAAUCCAACGCCGCAAGCGAAUAAUAGUUCAGUAGAAUUCCAGCCACCUCCGCUUGACCGAAGCGCGUUCUUGAACACGGAACGUCCGUCAACAUCGGCGACACCCGCUUCUGUGACUGAUGUCGCCGAAAAUGAAUACGAACACUUGUUUGACGCCAAUGACGGCUUCGAAGAGAACAUUGACCUGAUUAGUGAAAAUGACGUGAGCGUCGAAGAGCUUCAGAACGGUAAGAACAUAAGCGUCGACGAUGACGGAUGGCCGGAGUACAGAAUGGAGGACUUCGCGGACGACGUGGAAGUCGUUAAUGCCGUCGAGAUGGUGGAAAUGAACUUGAACCAUACGAUGACGUCGAAUGUCGUCAAUACGAAGUACGAAGGGAUCGGGCAAUUCGAAGGUGAUAUCCAGAACGAUGGAACCACAGGUGAGUUCGACGGCCUGAACUACCCUCACUCGGCUCCGAUGCUGGAGAUAUUCCGCGAGACGUUCGGCCUGACGAAGUUCCGGCCCAACCAGCUGCAGGCCAUCAACGCGGCGCUGCUCGGCCACGACUGCUUCGUCCUCAUGCCGACCGGCGGCGGUAAGUCGUUGUGUUACCAGCUGCCCGCUGUACUGUCGCCCGGCGUCACCAUCGUCAUAUCGCCGUUGAAGUCCCUCAUCAUGGACCAGGUCCGGAAGCUGCAGACGCUCGGCGUCCCGGCCGCCGACUUGUCCGGCAACACGUCGCUCGCAGAGACUGACGAGAUCUACCACAAGCUGUCCAUGAAGGAGCCGCCCAUCAAGCUGCUGUACGUCACCCCCGAGAAGAUCGUCGGCAGCGACCGGUUCCAGUCCGUCCUCGACUCGCUCGACGCCAGAGGGAAGUUCGCGAGGUUCGUGAUAGACGAGGCGCACUGCGUGUCUCAGUGGGGGCACGAGUUCCGCCCCGACUACACGGCGCUGCGGCUGGUGCGCGCGCGCUGGCCCGCGCCCCGCGCCGUGCUGCUGACGGCCACGGCCACGCCGCGCGUGCGCCGCGACGUGCUGCUGCAGCUGCACGUGCAGCCCGCCGCCUGCCGCUGGUUCCUGUGCAGCUUCGACCGCCCCAACCUGCGCUACCGCUUCCACAAGAAACCGAAGAACAUUAACCAGGAGAUCGCCAAGCUCAUAAAGAACGAAUUUUUCGGGGAAUCUGGCAUAAUAUACUGCUUAUCGUGCAAAGACUGCGAAGUGUUGGCGGGCGACCUCCGCAAGACGGGGGUGCAGGCCGCCCCCUACCACGCCAGGCUCGCGGACUCCAAGCGGCAGAGCGUGCAGUCGGCCUGGAUCGCCGACAAGAUUAAAGUGAUCUGUGCGACCAUAGCGUUCGGAAUGGGCAUAGACAAGGCGGACGUCCGCUACGUCAUGCACCACAGCAUGCCCAAGUCCAUAGAAGGAUACUACCAAGAGUCAGGUCGCGCUGGGAGGGAUGGGCAACUGGCCACCUGCAUCCUCUACUACUCCUACCAGGACAUGAUCAGACAUCGAAAAUUAAACAUGAGGUCGGAAAUGAGGACAGAAGCGCGCAAUGUCCAAGAGGAGAACCUGCGACGUAUGGUGGAGCUCUGCGAGAGUGUCACUGAGUGUCGCCGCGCCUUCAUCCUGGCCUACCUCGGGGAGACCCUGCCGCGCUGCAACCCUGCCCACCCUGCCGCCUGCGACAACUGUCUGCGGACACAACGCACAGAGCCGGUGGACGUGACGGAGCACUGCAAGAAGAUCGUGCAGGCGGUGAGGGACGCCGGCACCCGGUCGCGGAACGGCUUCACGCUGCUGCACCUCGCGGCCGCCCUGCGCGGCUCCAAGCUGCAGCGCCUCGCCGCGCUGCACGACUCGCCCGUGCACGCACUUUGCAAGUCGUGGGACCGGAGCGACGCCCAGCGCCUGCUGCGGCUGCUGGUGGUCCGAGGGGUUCUGUACGAGAAGAUCGUCGUCAACAACGACUUCGCCAGCGGAUAUAUCGACCUGGGACCGAACGCGGACAAACUCAUGAAAAAUCGCAUCCGCAUAGUGUUCCCGAUGUCGAAGACAACCGACAAGAACAGCUUAACGAUAGCCCCCGCAGAGGUCCGGCCCACGCCCCCCGCCAGCGACCUGGACUCCACGCUGGCCAAGCUCGAGCUCAGGUGCUAUGCCGACCUGGUGGAAGUGUGUCGCGAGCGCGGCGCGACGCUGGCGGACGCGGCGCUGCGCAUGACGUCACGCGUGCUGCCGCGCACGCCGCAGGAGCUGCAGCGCGUGCCGCAGCUGCCGCUGGACGCGCGCCGCCGCCUCGGGGACGCGCUGCUGCGGGUCACGGCCGCCUACGCAGACGAGAAGACGGCAUUGCAAAAGCAGUAUGAAAAAGAAACAAUUGAGGAAAAAGAAAAUGACGAAAACACGUCUGGAUCUGAAUCGGAGUGGUCCCGGCCCGGACCUAGCCAGCCGACCAACACCUCCGCGCGGAGCGGCCGUGCGAGGUGGAACUAUAAGGCCGGUGUGAGGAAGAGGUACAAGAGGAAAGCGCCGUCGUCUGCGAAGAAGAAAGCGUUGAGUAGCGUGCUGCGGGGCGGGGGGCGGGGCGCGGCGCGGGGCAGGGGGCGGGGCGGCGGCGCGGCGGGCGGCGGGCUGGGCAGCAUGCCGGUGCCGCGCGCCGCCGCCCUGCACGCGCGCCCCGCCGUCCUCAAGCCCUCCAAGCUCUCCUCAUUCUGACCCCGCAGAGAAUCUUCAACUUUAUAUUUAUUAACAAUAAGACCUAUGACUGAUAUAAUAGUUUUCGUGAUCACUGACGAAUGGACUCCGGAUGUCGUAAUUAGCCACCGAAUGUCAAUUGGACAUUUGAUGUGUGGAGGGCUCGCCUGGUGAGAAGCAGUCGCCUGACAAGCAGCGAGGUCUCCGCCGCGUGGGGCGGGGAUCAACACCCCCGUGCUUGCGACACCCCCUGUUACCACUACAUAAAUCUAAUCUAGAUCAUAAAUAUGUUAAACUCAUCGUAAUAUCCUAAAAUAAAAUUUCACUUUUAAAAUUGUUUGUUAAAGUGCCCUAUAAACGAUCAAAUUGUUUGUCAAAUUUUACGUGUUCGUCAAAUUAUUUGACAGCAUGCAGCUUUGUUUGACGCGUUUGUCAAACAGUCUACGUGUUUGACGCGUUUGAUGGAAAUCUUGAUUGACGGCGUGUUUGUCAAACAAGAUCUCAGUCUACGGCAAGGAGAAAACCGAAUCUAUGGGCAAGUUAAAAUAAACUUGUUUGAUCUUUGGUUUGAUCUUUUAAUCUAUUGUUUGAUGAAAACGUAAAUUUUGACAAAUUUGUCAAACAAAUUUGAUUGUUUACAGGGCGUUUAACGAAAAUAUAACCCAGAAUGCGUACUCUCGUGCAUCUGCCAUUUUGAAUAACAAUAAUAAAUCUCUUUUGCAUUAUAUCGAUGUAUUUUUUUUUAAUGUAUAUUAGUUAAUGUUUUGAUGAAAUAAAACAAAGAUUUUGUU
This is a messenger RNA of Bombyx mandarina (wild silkworm), 4670 nucleotides long. RefSeq names its product Bloom syndrome helicase (gene Blm). Gene Ontology annotation, biological process: double-strand break repair via homologous recombination; DNA replication. Gene Ontology annotation, cellular component: nucleus; cytoplasm; chromosome. Gene Ontology annotation, molecular function: 3'-5' DNA helicase activity; nucleic acid binding; ATP binding. The record is from RefSeq and is a predicted model, not a curated record. Lineage: Eukaryota; Metazoa; Arthropoda; Insecta; Lepidoptera; Bombycidae.